Messenger RNA from Clunio marinus, 1507 nucleotides. Lineage: Eukaryota; Metazoa; Arthropoda; Insecta; Diptera; Chironomidae. The record is from the annotation of a GenBank genome assembly.
ACACGAUGGCAAAGCAUUGAGAAUAUGAAAAUCAAAAGACUGAAAAAGAGAAACUUUUAGUAGUAGUUUCUCUUUCGUGACGAAAAGUUACUUAAUAAGUUUAUUUAAGAAAUUUUGAUAAAAUUUAAUUAAAAUGUUUACAUUAAGGAGAGUUAUUCGUUAUGGAUUUAUUGGUGGCAGUAUUUUGGGGACAGGAAUAAGUUUACAUCAUAAUAAUUAUGAUAUCAGUGGUAUUGGAGUUGUUCGAUUCGCGCGAGCUGGUGUAGCCUUGGUAGAAAUAGCGACAAUUUAUAGACGUGAUCUUUAUUAUCGUGAAUGGGAUAAAUCCACAAAAGAGUAUCGGGAUCAGCGUAGUAAAGCACAUCAGAAAGCAGCCGAUCGUAUCCUUGAACUUUGUUGUCUUAAUCGUGGUGUGUACAUUAAAGUAGGUCAACACAUUGGCGCCCUUGAAUACCUGUUGCCAAUUGAAUUUGUGAACACCAUGAAAAUUCUCCACAGUCAAGCACCUUCAAAUACUCUCGAAGAGAUCUAUAAAGUUAUCCGACAGGAUCUUAGGCGUGACCCUUCCGAGCUUUUUGACUCCUUUGAUCCGGAACCACUCGGAGUUGCAAGCUUGGCUCAAGUACAUCGGGCGACCUUGAAAAACGGAAAGGAGGUUGCCGUGAAAGUUCAGCAUCAUUACGUUCGUGGAAAUGCUAAAGUCGAUAUGCAUACCAUGGAAUAUUGCAUAAAGAUUAUGGGAUGGCUUUUUUCAGACUUCAAAUUCCAAUGGUUGGUUGAUGAAUCAAAAAAGAAUCUCCCAAUCGAACUUGACUUUCUCCAUGAGGGUAAAAACACAGAAAAGGUUCGCAGACAUUUUGAACAUGUGAAAUGGUUAAAAAUUCCAAAAAUCUUUUGGGAAUUAUCGACAGAUCGCGUUUUAGUGAUGGAGUAUUGUGAAGGUGGACAAGUUAAUGACCUUAAAUAUUUAAAAGCACACAAUAUUGAUCCUAUGGAUGUUUCAAAUAAACUCGGGAUUCUCUAUUCAAAUAUGAUAUUUUUAAACGGUUAUGUUCAUUCCGAUCCACAUCCAGGUAAUAUUCUCGUCCAUAAAAAUAAGAAAGGCGGCACAGAUAUCGUACUACUUGACCAUGGAUUGUAUGCUAAGCCUGAUAACUACGAAAGAGAACUACUGUUAACUGGUGGUGCUUUGGUUCUUCCUGACAUCGCUGAUAUCCUUGAGAAAGUUGAUCGUCAAAUGCUUUUAGUACUUAAAACAAAUGACUUGAUUCGUGGUAUUGAAACGACACUCCAGACCCAUGAUCGCAUGACAGCUUUUUGGGUAAUGUCUAAAUGUUGCAUUAAAACAGUACGAAAUGAAGAAAUAUCGAAGACAGAUUCUUAUUGGAGAAAAUUUGCAUUAGUAAUGCGUUCCAGCUGGUCGCUUUUCAAAAUCAACUUCUUUUAUGUUUAUAUGGGCUUCGCACAAGGAAGUUUUUAUACAACAAUGAAACAACUUUUCAUAUAG